This is a messenger RNA of Clunio marinus, 855 nucleotides long. NCBI's taxonomy places the organism in Eukaryota, Metazoa, Arthropoda, Insecta, Diptera, Chironomidae. The record is from the annotation of a GenBank genome assembly.
AUGAAAAAGUUAAAUUUAGCAAUUCUUUUCAUUGUUAUUUCAAUUCACACUGUAAAUGGAUUCUUCUUCCCGAGAUGCAGACAGACUGAAAUUUCUUCAAAGAACAAGUUUAGACGUUUCAUUCAACAUGCAAAUUGCACACUUUUUGAAGGGCAUCGAAUAUUUUUAAGUGGACUAAACUGGUUUUCAAUGAAAAUUCAGCGAAAGUUUAAUUAUAUAGAAACGAUAUUAGAUCGUCAUCAAAAUACUUUGAGGCCUACAAAUGUUAUGAAAGUUACGACUUCAAAACCGACAACAGUGAUAAGUGAGAAACCUGCAAUAAUUGAAGAAAUUCCUGUGACAGAAAAAAUGAAAACAACGACUGAAACAUCCACAAAAAUUAAUCUUGAAAUGGAUGAAAAGCCUGUAACAAUUGAAGAGAUUCCAAUAACAGAAAAACCUAAAACAACUACUAGACCCACCACAAGAAUCAGUUUUGAAGUCAGUCAGAAACCGGACAUGUCACAAGAAGUCAUGAAGACUGAAAAUCCUUCAAUUAAUGAGAUAAUUAGUGGAAAUGAAAACUUUCCAGACGAUGACGAACCCAACUAUGAAGGUUUGGAUCAUCCAAUUGACAUUCGAAUGCUUCCAGUCAACUAUUAUGAGCAAUUUUUACACACACGAUCAAAACGUGACGAAAACGAGGAUGAAACUGAAAGUAACACUCAAGAACCAAUCGAGGAUGACAAUAAUGGCGAGAAUGAGGAAACAACUCUCGGAACAUCAGCUUUUAAUUUAUUUUUCGCUCCCGUUAAAUGUCGAUAUGGUUUUGUCUUAGUGGGGGGAAGAUGUCGAAGAGUUGAGGAAUGGAAGUAA